CCUUGCUACUCACUUGGCUUGUUAUUGACUGAGGCUCAGGGGGGCUAGCUCCUCCCUAUAUAGGGGCCGGUCUUUUGUUUAUUGUCCCUGCCUACAGGAGUGAAUAGGAGGAGCUAAACUCAGAAUACAGGAUGCUAGGAUCCUCAUCUGCUGGAAAUGAAUGGGUAAGUACCAAUGUUUGUUUUCCGUCUGUUCCUCUUCCACAACCAGAAGCUCCAGGUGGAGAACCAGCACCUGAGGGAGGAGACCCAGAGCCUGGCCCUGGAGAACCAGGAGCUCCGACUGGGGCUGCUGCCUCUACAGUGCGGUCCAGAGAAGCACGAGGGACCCAGCGCCCCAGCCCUGCUCAAGGUGAGUGGGAACCCCUUGCACCUGGGACAACGGGAUGAUGGGCGCUUCUUUCCCCUCCCAUUGAAACUGCCGCUCUUCCUCCCGCAGGUGGAGAUGCUGGAGCCCCAGGAGGAAGAGGAAGGAAACGAGGAGGAAGAGGAAGCAUCAGGGGAUGAUGGGAAGGGGGUCCCCGCCGCAUCCAGCCCGGUGCCCAGGUCCGCUGAGUCCGCAGCACUUGGCCAACAUGUUCCUCCGCAGCAGGGACAAACCCAGGCGACACGCACCGGAACGGAGACGGCGCCAUCGGCCUCCUCCUCCUCCCUCCUCCUCCCAUGGAUCCUUUGGACCCUCCAGAUGCUUCGGAUGUUGAGGCUUUCUGACCUCCUUCUGGGCCUUCUGGACAGCCUGGACCUGGACCUCUUCCUCCGCUGCCCUCUGGACCUCGGGCCGUCCUGCCUUGACCCUCUGCUGGCUGUUGACCGUUCGCCACCGGCGCCGCCAGAGGGAGACGCAUCCGCCUUACGAACCGCCCAGGUUCCCUCUCUGGGGCUGGUGCCACCGUGGCUGGUGGCCAUUAAUGAACUGAUCCGCUUCGACCACGAAUACACCAAGCCCUUCUUCCUCAAGGAAGAGGAAGAGGAACCGGCGCCGGAAGUAAAGGAGGACGAGGAAGGGCUGCCUUUGCCAUCCUCCGUGGUGGAGGACCUGGGCCUCUCAGGUCUCCUCCUCUUCUCGGAGGCGGGCGACUCUGGGUACGGAGGGUCCCCCUGCUCCCCCUUCAGCGACUUGGAGGAUGACUACGGAGGACCCGGGUGGGGACAGGAGGAGGCUUUCGCCACGGAGUUCUUCCCGCAGCUGGUCAGCGUCUGAGGAAAGUGCCACGCCCACGUUGGCGGCCAUGUUGGAGUCCUCACUGGUGUCCCUUUUGGUGUCCAUUUUGGAGUCCCAUUUGGCAUCCAUAUUGGCAUCUCCGUUGGCGUCCAUAUUGGCAUCUCCAUUGAUGUCCAUAUUGGUGUCUCCAUUGGCGUCCAUAUUGGCGUUUCCAUUGGCAUCCAUAUUGGUAUCUCCAUUGGCAUUCAUGUUGGGGUCCACAUUGGCAUCUCCAUUGGCGUCCAUAUUGGUGUCCCCAUUGGCAUCCAUAUCGGCAUCUCCAUCCUCAACCCAAAAGGAGGACCCGUUUCCCCUCCGGACUCCUCAGUCUCUCCCCUUUGCCCCCCCCCAAAAGUGCCGUUUCCUCCCCCGCCAAGUGUUUCGCAGCAUUACUUCCACACAAAUAUUAUGCAGUUUCCAUCGCAAAUCAUGGGGGGAGGGGUCUCAAUGUGUUACUUAGCGAUGUGUAAAUAAGAAUAAUAAUACUAUUAAAUUGGUCAAAAGAUGUAAAGUAAGAAGAUGCUUAUGGAAAUGGGGUUUAUAUUUUUAUUUCCCUUACUCUGGUGUAUUUAAUCAUCUGUGCUAUUAAAAAUGUGACACAAACGAA
Messenger RNA from Sceloporus undulatus (fence lizard), 1807 nucleotides. RefSeq names its product X-box binding protein 1 (gene XBP1). The transcript is spliced from 3 exons. The record is from RefSeq and is a predicted model, not a curated record. The coding region runs from base 175 to 1200 and encodes 341 amino acids. NCBI's taxonomy places the organism in Eukaryota, Metazoa, Chordata, Lepidosauria, Squamata, Phrynosomatidae.